AUGUCCCGGGACACGGUGUUAACAAAGAGAGGAAAGUGUCCACAAGAGGCAGGCAUCAGACUGCGCUGCGAUCGGGACAAUAGGAGUGCUGCCCAAGAGACUAAUAACCAGGACGGAGAGAGGAAAAGCUGUCUGCUCCCAACAUUCUGCCCCCAUGUGCCCCCGGUGCUGCGCCCAGUCCGAGGCAGCAUAAAGGUCUGUGGCAGAAUGGAUUGUUCCUGUGUUUGUGCCGGUUCCUGUCUCCCGCUGUCACCUCUGCUCUGCGACGCCAAGGUUUCCUCACAGAGCGCCCUCCUCGCGUUGGACACACCCGCUCGUAUCAGAGAAGCACUCAGGGCCCGGGCCAUCCACCGCAGCACGUCCACCUUUUGUUGUGGAGAAGGGGGAUUCCAGGCCUUCAUCAUCAUCAACUGUCCCUGGCCGUAA
Molecule: messenger RNA, 426 nt
Organism: Knipowitschia caucasica
Lineage: Eukaryota; Metazoa; Chordata; Actinopteri; Gobiiformes; Gobiidae
Source: the annotation of a GenBank genome assembly